AAAAAAAAAUUAGAAAUCACCAGCUAACUUCAAAGUUGUCUUAAACGCGCAAGUGACUUUAAUAUAGGCUGUGUUCUUCAAAGUCAUAACGUCCCUGCUGCUUUAGUGUUUGGGAUCAUAUUCAUGACUGACAAGUUUAAUAUCUAUUUUUAUGCAAUUUGCGAAUAAUUAAAAUCUGUCAUCAAGUUCCAGUUUCCGUGUCUCUUGCACAAAAACAAAACACGAACGUCUUUUAUCACACGUUUUUGGCGUUGUAAUUUGAUAAAUAAUAACAGCAGUUAUGUAUCGUUCGACGCAAACAGCUGUUAAGCAGCUGUUGCUAUGGUUUCCUCCUCAAGCGAAGGAAAUUUGUGCUCGCGAGUGGAAGCUGUACGUUUAGCGCACUCUGACGAACUUGCGCCGCUACCGAAACGUUGUUUGCAAAAACGUAUAUAUGUUUGUGUAAAAACAAAACGAACUCGCAAGAGCUCCGACUUUUUCCCUUUUGAGUUAACCGCGUGGUCAAACCCCCAUAAUUCGCACCCUGAAGUAAUUUAUUGAAUGUAGCAAUCGAGAUCAUGUCCAGAUCUAACAGCGUGAGCCCACCCGGCGCUGGCGCUCCUGGACUGAGGGGAGGGACGGAGCACAGAUCCGCUUGGGGCGAGUCUGAGUCCGUGGCGAACGGAUGUCCAUACUCGGCCAGAUCCUCCUGCAAAAAGCUCAUACGGUCCAACAGUCGGUGGAGAGAGGACGAUGACUUCGAGCGACAACCGGGCCGAGCCACGACCACCGUCAGCCGGGUUAGUUUCAGAUCCAAGUCCGCCUGGCAAGAACACGGGGAGGAGAGCCGCAACAAUAACAGAUCUUCCCCGAGGUACCGAGAUGGAGAAGUGAGACCCAAGUCCGUGGAGCUGGGUUUGGAGGACAGGAGAACCAAGUCCAAACCAGAGGAGGAGCUCAUGCCUGAAGUGAACUUUUCCCUGAGCGCGUGCUGCAACGGCGUGAUGCAGAUUUUCAAAUCCAAGAAGUUCCAGUCGGAGAAGUUGGAGAGACUUUACCAGCGCUACUUCUUCCGACUCAACCAGAGCAGCCUGACGAUGCUCAUGGCCGUCUUGGUGCUGGUGUGCGCGGUGAUGCUGGGGUUCCACUGCGCCGGGGCGGUGUGUCAGGUCGCUUACGCGGUGGUUUUCUCCACGGCGAUCUUGCUCAUCCUCACGCUGAUGGUCGUGUGCAACAGGAACGGCUUCCAUCAGGAUCACAUGUGGAUAGUUUGCUAUGUGCUCAUUUUGGUGGUGCUGACCGUACAGGUGACCGGCGUGCUGUUCGUGGAGCCGCGCAGCGCGUCUGAAGGCAUCUGGUGGACCGUGUUUUUCAUCCAUGUCAUUUACACGCUUCUGCCGGUGAGGAUGAGAGCAGCGGUCAUCACUGGAAUUAUACUCUCUGCCAUACACGUGCUGGUCUCAUGGAAGUUAAACGAAAUGGACAUCUUUUUGUGGAAACAGCUUGUGUCCAAUGUCCUGAUCUUCUCGUGCACUAAUAUAGUUGGCGUGUGCACACACUAUCCAGCAGAAGGCUCACAGAGACAAGCCUUCCAGGAGACAAGAGAAUGUAUUCAAGCCCGCCUGCACUCUCAGAGAGAAAACCAGCAACAGGAGCGCCUGCUGCUCUCUGUGUUGCCAAGGCACGUUGCCAUGGAGAUGAAGGCAGACAUCAACGCCAAGAAAGAGGAUAUGAUGUUCCACAAGAUCUACAUCCAGAAGCACGACAACGUCAGUAUCCUGUUUGCGGACAUCGAGGGCUUCACCAGUUUGGCAUCUCAGUGCACGGCUCAGGAGCUUGUGAUGACCCUUAAUGAGCUUUUUGCUCGCUUUGAUAAAUUGGCUUGGGAAAACCACUGUCUGCGGAUCAAGAUCCUGGGGGACUGUUAUUACUGUGUGUCUGGACUUCCGGAGGCAAGGGCAGAUCAUGCGCACUGCUGCGUGGAGAUGGGAGUAGACAUGAUUGAGGCCAUCUCAUUGGUGCGAGAGGUCACGGGAGUGAAUGUGAACAUGCGCGUGGGAAUACAUAGCGGCCGUGUGCACUGCGGGGUGCUCGGCCUACGCAAAUGGCAGUUUGACGUGUGGUCCAACGAUGUCACACUGGCCAACCAGAUGGAGGCGGGAGGUCAAGCAGGGCGGAUCCACAUCACCAAAGCCACACUGCAGUAUUUAAAUGGUGACUAUGAAGUGGAACCAGGUUUUGGAGGGGAGAGAAACGCAUACUUGAAGGACAACAACAUCGAGACGUUUUUUGUCCUGGGCUGCAGUCAGAAAAGGAAAGAGGAAAAAGCAAUGAUGGCUAAGAUGCAGCGUGCUAGAGCCAACUCUUCAGACGGUCUGAUGUCGCGGUGGGUUCCUGACAGAUCUUUCUCCAGGACUAAAGAUUCCAAAGUCUUCAGACAGAUGGGCAUAGAUGAAGCCUCCAGCAAAGAUAACCGCUGCGCCCAGGAGGCCCUGAACCCGGAGGACGAGGUCGAUGAGUUUUUAGGACGUGCCAUCGAUGCUCGAAGCAUUGACCAGCUGCGGAAAGACCACGUCAAGAAGUUCCUGCUCACAUUCCAAACACCUUUUCUGGAAAAAAAGUAUUCAAAAAAGGUGGAUGAUCGUUUUGGUGGUUAUGUGGCCUGUACACUAGUCGUCUUCUGCUUUAUUGUUUUUAUACAAGUCANGAGUUGGUGUUGUAUUUUGUCUUGCAGUACACCAUUAAUGCUGGGCAUGUUCAUCAGCAUCUUUAUUAUUCUCGCCCAUGUCCUCUUUAUAUGUGCCAUUUACUCCUGUGUUAAGCUUUUCCCCGUUACCUUGCAGACAGUGUCAAAGAGGAUUGUUCAGUCCCGUGUCAAUAGCACACUCGUCGGAGCCUUUACAAUUCUGCUUCUUUUCAUCUCUGCCUUUGUUAAUAUGGUAGGAAUUUGAUCUGAGUCUGAUGCUUGGUGGGAAAGGAAAUCCUUUGUCAGUUAUUUAUUUAUUUCUUUAUUUA
This is a messenger RNA of Puntigrus tetrazona (Sumatra barb), 2994 nucleotides long. RefSeq names its product adenylate cyclase type 5-like. NCBI's taxonomy places the organism in Eukaryota, Metazoa, Chordata, Actinopteri, Cypriniformes, Cyprinidae. Gene Ontology annotation, cellular component: plasma membrane. Gene Ontology annotation, biological process: cAMP biosynthetic process; adenylate cyclase-inhibiting G protein-coupled receptor signaling pathway; adenylate cyclase-activating G protein-coupled receptor signaling pathway. Gene Ontology annotation, molecular function: adenylate cyclase activity. The record is from RefSeq and is a predicted model, not a curated record.